CUACAAACCGCGCGCAAAGUAGGCUACUCUGCUGGAGCUGCGCGUGUAUAGUUACACAGUAUAUUUAGGAGAAGGGCAUUGUGUUGAUAUCUUCUUCUGUUUUUGAUUGUUAACGAGAAAGAAGUCGCACAAUGUGGAUUCAGGUGCGCACCAUGGAUGGCCGGGAGACUCGCCGUAUCGACUCCCUGUCUAAGUUAACAAAAGUGGAGGAUCUUAGAGCACAAAUACAGGAAGCAUUUGGGGUAGAGUUGGAGAGACAGCGCCUUUUCUACCGUGGCAAGCAGAUGGAGGAUGGCCAUACACUCUUUGAUUAUAGUGUAGGCUUGAAUGAUAUUGUUCAGUUGAUGGUGCGCCAGAUUCCCGGUAAACUGCCUACAAAGGACAAGGAUUGUGAACUUUCAGAUACAGAUUCUGGUUGUGGGUCAGGCCAAAGUGAAACUGAUAAAAACUCAAAUCAUGGGGAGAAAUCUGUGGAAUUGGAAAGUGUUUCUGUUUCAGAGCCCUCUACAGAGCCAGCUGUUGGCUUGUAUAAGAUAAAUGAUUUUGUGGAUGCUCGUGACCUUAACAUGGGUGCAUGGUUUGAGGCACAGGUAGUAAAUGUGACCAGACAGACGAAAACACAGCCUAGUGAACCAGAAACAACUUUAGAUGUAGUAUAUCAUGUCAAAUACGAAGACUACCCUGAAAAUGGAGUCGUACAGUUAACAUCUAAGGAUGUGCGUUCCCGUGCCAGGACUAUUUUAAAGUGGCGUGAUCUAACUGUUGGCCAGGUAGUAAUGGUAAAUUACAAUCCAGAUGAUCCCAAGGAGAGAGGUUACUGGUAUGAUGCAGAAAUCAUAAGGAAACGAGACACUAGAACUAUCAAGGAGAUCUAUGCAAAAGUUUUGCUUGGGGAUGCUGGUGACUCUCUCAGUGAUUGCAAGAUUGUGUUUGUGGAUGAAAUCUACAAUAUUGAAGAGCCAGGAAGUCUUCCCCAGGGUUCAUCUGAGAGUCCUCAAAAAAGACAAAACGGGCCAGUGUGUAAACACUGCAAGGACAAUCCAAAGAAAACUUGUCGCAUGUGUGCAUGUCAUGUGUGCGGUGGGAAACAGGAUCCUGACAAACAGCUUAUGUGUGACGAGUGUGAUAUGGCAUUUCAUAUAUAUUGUCUAAAUCCUCCAUUGUCAAGCAUUCCUGAUGAGGAUGACUGGUAUUGCCCAGAAUGUCGCAUAGAUACCAGUGAAGUGGUCUUAGCUGGUGAGAAACUGAAGGAAAGCAAAAAAAAAUCUAAGAUGGCCUCUGCAAACUCCUCUUCUCAAAGAGACUGGGGAAAGGGAAUGGCAUGUGUGGGACGGACAAGAGAAUGCACAAUUGUUCCCUCAAACCAUUAUGGACCAGUUCCCGGAGUACCUGUUGGCACAAUGUGGAAAUUUAGAGUACAGGUAAGCGAGUCUGGUGUACACAGACCACAUGUUGCUGGCAUACAUGGGCGAAGUAAUGAUGGGUCCUUCUCACUAGUACUAGCAGGUGGCUAUGAGGAUGAUGUGGAUAAUGGGAAUGAGUUCACUUACACUGGCAGUGGAGGCAGAGACCUGUCUGGUAACAAGCGAACAGCUGAACAAUCAUGUGACCAGAAACUCACAAACAUGAACAGGGCUCUGGCUCUGAACUGUAGUGCUCCCAUUAAUGACAAACAAGGGUCUGUUGCUAAGGACUGGCGAGCGGGCAAACCAGUGCGGGUGGUACGAAAUGCAAAGGGAAGAAAGCACAGCAAAUAUGCCCCAGAAGAAGGGAAUCGUUAUGAUGGAAUCUAUAAGGUUGUGAAGUACUGGCCUGAGAAAGGAAAGUCUGGAUUCUUAGUUUGGCGAUACCUGCUAAGAAGAGAUGAUGAUGAACCUGCACCGUGGACCAAGGACGGUAAAGAGCGGAUGAAGAAGUUGGGACUAACCAUGCAGUAUCCAGAGGGUUAUUUGGAAUCCUUGGCCAGUAAGGAACGAGAGAAGGAAAACCAGUCUGAGGAUGAGCUAGAAACUCCUAGCAAAGGAAAAAGGAAGCGGAAAUCAGAUAAAUCAGAAAUUUCUGUGUCCAAUGGAACGCCAAAGAAAACAAAAAUAGAAUCCUACAAACUGAGCCAGGAGCAGAAAUCCCUAAUUAAGUCUGAUGUGGCAAAUUCUAAGUUGUGGGGUGAUGUGAUGGAAUUCUUAAAAGAAGGACCUAAAUUCUUAGCCAAAGUUGAAGAAACUUUCCUGUGCAUAUGUUGUCAAGAAGUGGUGUACGAACCAAUAACUACAGAGUGCCUGCAUAACAUCUGCAAGUGUUGUCUGGACCGUUCCUUUAAAGCCGAUGUAUACAGCUGCCCAGCCUGCCGACAUGACCUUGGCAAAAAUUAUUCAAUGAAUAUAAACAAGUCUCUGCAAUCAAUUCUUACUCAGCUGUUCCCUGGUUAUGAGCGAGGCAGAUGAUUGUAACAUUGGUGGUUUAGUGUCUUAUGUAAUGAUAUAAGAGCAAAGCAUUUAUAAAAUAUUCUAUGCCCUGUGUUAUGAGUUGUACAACUUAAUUUUUUUCCCUAACCUUGUCAUUUGUAAAGAUGUAUUAUCUUAUUGUGGAUUGCUUGUGCUCUUACGGUCAACAGGUUUUCCUACUGUACAUCAGUUAACUUAGAAUCCAUACUAGUCUGAUAUACACAGCAGAUAGUUAACGUUUGUCAAAACCAGAAUGCUAUCCUAGUUGUCAAAUAGGCAGUUCUCCAACUUUUUAAAAUGCGUUUGUUUAUUUUUUUGGGGGGGGGGUUAAUAUAUAUGAAAUGCAACCCAGGAUAAGUCUUUCUAUUAAAGAUUGUAAUUCAAAAUCAAACUGAUCAAUUUAACAUGUACAUUUUUUUUAUUUUUUGUUUGUAAAUUCCAGUCUUGACAGUGUUUAAUGCUUUGCUUGUAUAAAUUAUAUUGUGUAAUUUUUCUCAAGCAUUUACUCACAUUUGUAACUGUUUAAGUAGAGCUGUAAAAUGAAAUUUUUAUUCAGUGCCAUUUUGCCUAUAAAUAAAUCUAAUUUUUUUUU
Molecule: messenger RNA, 3033 nt
Organism: Bombina bombina (fire-bellied toad)
Lineage: Eukaryota; Metazoa; Chordata; Amphibia; Anura; Bombinatoridae
Gene: UHRF1
Product: ubiquitin like with PHD and ring finger domains 1
Exons: 17
Coding region: 132-2441 (769 amino acids)
Biological process (GO): negative regulation of gene expression via chromosomal CpG island methylation
Molecular function (GO): ubiquitin protein ligase activity; protein binding
Source: RefSeq, a predicted model, not a curated record